AUUUAUAUUGUUGUUCUUUUCAGAGCUUGUUAAAUUCGUUUUCUAGUUUUACAAAAUUUCUAAAUUUACGGUUCGUCAUAAAAUGGCUCAGUUUAUGCAAAAAGUAUUUACAACCUAUAGAUUAUUGCAGUCCCAUCAACUGUGCUGUCAGCAAAUGAUUAAAUACUCUGAAAAGAUAUUUAAAUUGGCCACGGCACAAGAUAAUGUGAAUUUCUUGAAAUCGCAACGCGAGAAUCUAAAACAACUGCGAAAUAAAAUAAUCAAGGAAAGGGUUUCGAUAAAGGAGAAAAUGAACCAAUUGGAUGAACAAAUCGAGAAUAUCAAAAAGAAAAAUAGUGGUCGAAAUAUGAAGGAUGACGGAUUAAAAAAAUAAUUGAUAUAUGGAUUUUGUGUUAAUCAUGGCAACAGUUGUUCUUCUUUUCUUUCUACUCUUUCUGCUGUCAGUUCGAAUUUUCGAAUUUAAAUAUUAUUUGUACAACAGCUUUCAUGAAAAUUUCGGUGAACUAAUGGAACGACUUCUAAAUUCAUUAUGCAGAACUACUCCAAGAAUACUGCAGCUGCAAAGAAGUCAGUUUCAGCAAAGUGUCAAUAUGCUGCUCUUUAGGUAUUAUCGGAUUAACGACGACAGGGCCGCUUUAAAGCAGAUACAAAAACAACUUGGUUUUUUGAAGAGCAAAGCAAUUGAUGAGCGGCAUCAACUUGAUGCCAAAAUUGCUGAAUUACAAAAGCGGAUCGAGCGCGUGAAGCGUAAGAUGCGAAAAGUUGAUAAGGAGUCCAAAAAGAGUAAAAAGUAAACUCGAAAUUAUUAAGGAAAGUUGAGAAAAAGAAAAUCCGUUUCUCUUCAAGAUUGCAGCUACAAAAAUAUUUAAAAAACAUUAAAAAUGUGCAUCAUAGAUUGUAUAUUUUUCCCAAUAAUUUCUCUCAUUUGGAAAGUUCAAUAAAUACAAUAUUGCAUUUAA
Drosophila nasuta is the source of this 959-nucleotide messenger RNA. RefSeq lists its product as uncharacterized. The transcript has 5 exons. The record is from RefSeq and is a predicted model, not a curated record. The coding region runs from base 381 to 794 and encodes 137 amino acids. Lineage: Eukaryota; Metazoa; Arthropoda; Insecta; Diptera; Drosophilidae.